Molecule: messenger RNA, 5610 nt
Organism: Necator americanus (New World hookworm)
Lineage: Eukaryota; Metazoa; Nematoda; Chromadorea; Rhabditida; Ancylostomatidae
Exons: 45
Coding region: 1-5610 (1869 amino acids)
Cellular component (GO): cell septum; cell periphery
Molecular function (GO): nucleic acid binding; chitin synthase activity
Source: RefSeq, a predicted model, not a curated record
AUGCAGAAAACGUCCCUAAACUCAACGUGCACGCCAAAGAGGUUGUGCUUGCAUCUGUUGGAAAGCGUCGAAUACUGGGAGCUGCUCGCCGAGGGAUGUAUAGUGACCGCAGACGUCUGCAUUGAGCAACAGAGGAAUCUAAAGGCGAAUCUCGAAAAUGCACGCUCGAAGCAGCACGAAGUCUACUUCCGGCACGACAACGUUCAUCCGCACAUUGCAAGAAAGACCAAGGCUGAACUGAUGAAGUUCGGCUGGACCAUUUUACCACACCCACCGUAUUUCCCAGACCUGGCUCCCUCGGGAUACCACCUUUACCUUUUUUCCUAUCUUCAAAGUAAUCUGGAUGGCCAAUACUUCCAAUCCCGCGGCGACAUCAAAAGGGCACUAGAACAUUUCUCCAGUUCCCAGCGUUCUCGACUAGAGGUGAAAGAAAGUUGUCCGCUUCUGUUGGGAACCGAUGUUGAGGCGGGACGAGACGGACGACUCGUCCCGACACUACACUGCAGACGGAUGUCACCUAGUCGCCCUUUCGCUUGGAACACAAAUCUCAUCAAAUUUUCUUUAAAGGAUCUCGUUAAGAAAUUUGACCCAGGCGUCAGCACUCCUCCUGUACUGGUUCUGAUGUGGAGAGGACAGAAGUCAGAGAAGAAUCAUCUUUCCAUUUCUGUGAAAAGGGAUGCUCCUAGCAUGGUCAUAUUUUCCUCCCAUGCGAAACAUCCUGGUUUUCGAAGCAAUCAAAGCAGGAAACACGGUGGUGCUACGGAAGUGAACACCGAGUUUAGCGUUUUCGGUUGUAUUCAUUGCAUCCUGCAGUUACCUAGAUAUGCAUUGCUGGAGCAUUCGGGUGUAUUACUUCCGCUGGCCGAGAGUGGUAUAACAAAGACUUAUGGUUUCCUCAUCAGUAUCGUCUCGUCUAGGACCCUGGCCGAUCACAAAGCAUGGGAUAUCUUCAGGCUGCUGCCUCCGAAACCGGACAAAAUCGGUCACGGAUUCUGGCACGACGCCAGCUUACAAGUGCUCAAACUAUGUACAUUUGUUGUGUUAUUCGUGCUCACGCUUAGCUCAGCUGUUGUUGCAAAGAGUUCAUUUCUGCUAAUGACGUCAGCAAUCGGGUGGGGUGGUCAAAAUAUGACGAUAUGUAGAGAUAAGAUUCCAGAAUCGCAGCUGAACACUGUUUACAUUACAAAUCGAUUGGUGGUCAAAUGGGUAUGGGCUACAUUCUUGGCGCUUUCUGCUCCGGAAGCUCUAUGUUUCGUUCGUUCAUUGCAUAGAACGUUCUUUAAAAAUGUGAAACGACCAACUCUUAUGCAAUUUGUUGUGGUGCUUUUCAUUGAAACGCUGCACGCAAUUGGUGUAGGAAUCCUCGUGUUUCGGAUAUUCCCCGAUUUGGAUGCCGUAACAGCCACCCAAUUGACGAAUGCGAUGUGUUUUAUUCCGGCGAUUCUGUCGCUUUUAAGUCGUCGUCCAAGUCGUGUCGCUUUUCUUUUAGUGAUAGUCGAUAUUAUGGCAAUUGCAGCGCAAAGCUCUGGAUUUUGGGCAUUCCCGAUGUUCAUUCCAAGCCUGGAAAAACAUUCCGUAGCGAUUCCAUGGUGUCUGCUCCUCAUUUCCUUGGCUUGGUGGCAGAAUUUCGUCCACGACGAUUCCGUUUUUCCACCUGUUCGAGCACUGGCAAGGUUCGCAUCGAGACUUUCAGAGCGAAGAUCGAAGACGUACGCAAUCGUUUCGCUUUGGAAAAUAUGCAUCUAUUUCUUGUGUAUGAUCGCGUUCAUGACAUCGAGAAUGAAACUAGACGAUCUUCUACAGCGCGAUCCUUUUGGUGAAAAACUGAUCACCAUCACCGGUCACAAUCUGAAUCAGACACAGAUUGACAAAUUCCUCGCUAGAAUGAGCAAAUACGGAGGCGCCGAUUAUGAUGAAAUAAUAUCACCUACGACGAAAAAGCCGUUGAUAGUUACAGAGGGGCCUCAAGUGGUCGAUACGGGCGACUAUCGUGGAGCUCGGGUGAGGCGACAACCACCGCUCGAUGACGACGACGAACUACCAUCGGCAUUCAAUAUAUACGACACAUAUGUGGAGCUGAAUCAGUUCACUUCUCCUUACGAUGCUCUCUGGAUCGUCCUGGUACAGGUCUCGGCCGUCUUUCUAUGCUAUCAUAGCAGCAAAUUUGCGUGCAAAGUAAUGAUGCAGCGGCUUGGAUUCGCGUUACCCAUGGCUUUGGCUGUUCCGGCUACGGUACUCGUGCUAUCCACUACAUGCACGUUCCGGUCGGCGGACUCUUGUCACAUGACAAAUGCUCUUACAAAGGAACUGUUCUGGAAAUGUUUUUCAUCGUAUUCGUCUUUCAAAGUUUUUAUUUCUUCCCCGCAAACUUGGAUUUGGUUGAGCUGGUUUAUUAGCCAAUGUUGGAUCACCGUUCACCUAUGGAAACCAGAACACGAAAGACUAGCUAGAAGUGAAAAACUUUUCAUCUUACCGUAUUAUGUUGGAGCUUUCGUCGACCAGUCACUCGCUUUCAAUCGCAGGAGAGAUGACAAAGCAAAAAUUAGACCUGAGGAUUUGGAAUUUGACCAGGAGGAGAACUCUCUCACAUACGAGACCAUCCCUGGCAUGGUUCCAGGAAGUAAACCACCUCCUUCCGUAUGUAGUUUAACUAGUAGCAAAUUGGAAAACGGCCUUAUCAGGGAUGCAGCAAGCAGUGCAGAUGCGAUAACGAAAAUUUACGCAUGUGCGACCAUGUGGCAUGAGACACCACAUGAGAUGACGUGCAUGCUGAAGAGCAUCUUUCGAAUGGACGAAGACCAGUGCGCUCGCCGAAAUGCGCAGAAAUAUCUCAAGGUCAUUGAUCCCGACUACUACGAGUUCGAGGCACACAUAUUCUUUGAUGAUGCAUUCGACGUGGAUGAGUUCGGCGAUCCUAUCAUCAACAAAUUCGUCCGUCAGUUGAUUGACGUCGUCGACCAGGCAGCAAGCGCAGUUCAUCAAACGCAGAUGAGGCUUAAGCCGCCGAAGAAGGUAAAAACCCCUUACGGCGGUCGACUACAGUAUAUUCUCCCCGGUAAGAACAAAUUGACCGUGCAUUUGAAAGACAAGAACAAGAUUCGACACAGGAAGCGGUGGAGUCAGGUCAUGUAUCUUUACUAUCUUCUUGGAUACAGACUAAUGAUGAAGGUCGACGAGCAGACUCGAAAGGAAGUGAUCUCCGAGAACACCUUCAUUCUGACGCUCGACGGUGACGUCGACUUCACUCCUCAAUGUGUGCAUUUACUCGUAGAUCUUAUGAAGAAGAACAGGAGACUGGGGGCUGCUUGUGGUCGCAUCCAUCCUAGAGGUUCUGGACUGAUGGUGUGGUAUCAGAAAUUCGAAUACGCUGUUGGACAUUGGCUUCAGAAAGCUACAGAACACAUGAUCGGAUGUGUGAUGUGCUCACCUGGAUGUUUCUCGCUGUUCCGAAGCUACGCUCUUAUGGACGACAAUGUUGCUCGCAAGUACGCUUCUAAGUCUGAGGAGCCUCUCGACUACAUUCAAUACGAUCAAGGCGAGGACAGAUGGCUUUGCACACUCCUCUUACAGAGGGGAUACAGGGUAGAGUACUGCGCUGCGUCCGAUGCACUAACGUUUGCUCCUGAAGGAUUCAACGAGUUUUUCAAUCAAAGAAGGCGCUGGAUUCCGUCAACAAUUGCGAACAUCAUCGAUCUCCUUAAGGACUACAAAAAUGUUGUUCGAGUGAACGAGAGCAUUUCGAUUUGGUACAUUAUAUACCAAAUGGUGAUGUUAAUAUCUUCAAUACUCGGACCGGGAACGAUUUUUCUUAUGGUCGUCGGUGCCAUCUCGAUCUCGUUCAAUAUUGAUACGAAUUGGAGUCUGUUAAUUGUUUCUGUGCCUGUCGUCACAUUUUGCGUUGUGUGUCUCGUGGCGAAGCCUGAAAAACAGUUGCUUUUCGCCCAAAUUAUUAGUGCUCUGUUCGCAAUGUUGAUGACAGCUGUGUUCGUCGGUACGUCUCUACAGAUUCAAAAGGACGGUAUCCUCUCUCCGCACUCAAUUUUCCUCUUUUCGGUCAUGGGAAGUUUUGUAACCGCUGCCAUUCUACAUCCGUUGGAGUUCACGUGCAUCAUCCCUAGUAUUUUGUACUUCCUAGCUAUUCCUUCCAUGUACAUGCUGUUACCGAUCUAUUCUAUUUGUAACCUGAACACUGUCUCUUGGGGAACACGCGAAGACCCGAGGCCGCAGGAGAAGAAUGACCUUGCGAAGAAGAAGAGCCAUCAUCACAUGGAUUUAGUGGAGAAAGGGCGUGAAGGAGAGGUUGACGGUGACUGGUCUCUUGGUUGUGGAAGCGCAUGUCGCCUGCUGUGUUGCCUCAAACCUGAUAAAAUGGAAUCAUCUCCACAGGUCUGGCGUAUUAACGAAAAACUGACCGAAAUUAGCAAGAAGCUUGAACGCAUCGAGAGAAAGCAGCAACCAGGAUUGACACGCAGGGCGUCAAUUAUUUCAACUGGUGGUGCAGCCGACAAACAUUCAGAAGUUGAUGAAGAAGAACAGAUGCAGUCGGAUGAUGCAUCUGCCAAUCAAAUAGCCCACACAAGGUUGACAAGACCAAGAUUUUCGUGGUUGGAUGACAAGGCCCUGCGAAGGGCCGAGAUUGAGAAUAUUGAUCCAGAAGAGGAGCAUUUCUGGCUGGAUGUCAUCGAUAAAUACCUCUCACCGCUAACUCUCGAUCCUAAGGAACAGGAACGAGUUCGAGCUGCUCUCGUCGAGCUCAGAAAUAAGGUGGUAUCCACGUUCUUUAUGGUCAACGUCGUCUUUAUUAUCAUCAUACUUGUGUUACAACUGCAAAAAGACUGUCUGCAUAUCGAAUGGCCCAUUGGGCCCAAAUACAACCACACGGUGCGUCCGUGCCAUGGAGACAGCAAGGAGGAAAUUUGGGUGGUGACGCGACUGCAGUUGGAGCCUCUUGGAUUGGUUUUUCUUAUAUUCUUCAUGAGUAUUCUGAUCAUUCAGUUCUUCGCGAUGUUAUGCCAUCGAUUUGGUACCUUGGCCCACAUAAUCGCUUCCACCGAAUUGUUCUGCUUCCGAAAAACAAUCGGUAAACUGAGCGAAGAUGAACUGGUGGUACAGAAUGCGGUCGAGAUAGCUAGGGAACUGCAAGCGAUCCGCGGUGUCGAUGAAUCAAGAGAUCACGAACAGAUGGGGGAGCAGAUCGGUAGGAGGCGUGUCGUACAAAAUCUUGAGUCCUCUCGCAUUUCUUUAAUGAAACGAAAAACUGAAACUCUUGAUGCAGCUUUCAAAAAGAGAUUCUUCGCGCUCUCCAGCGAAGUCCAGGAACCUGAAUUCUCUUCAAGAGAUAGCAGAAAACGACUUACCCUUACUAAGGGGACCAUCCGUGCUCUGGAAAACAGAAGGGACUCUCUUUUCGGCACUAUCGAGAAGAAGGAUCAGGCUCCCUUCGAUUUCGACGGCGGUUCUGCGAAUGCGAGCAAUAGAGGACCAGCGCAGCGCAGGCUAGAAAGACUGUUCAAUAAUCCGGCGGAGAUUCAUCCCAGCGAUGGCGGCGGACAACGAAGAUCUGUGCAACAAAUAUGGGACAAACCAGAAAUGGACGGACGACGGUUUUAA